This is a messenger RNA of Leishmania braziliensis MHOM/BR/75/M2904, 1443 nucleotides long. RefSeq lists its product as hypothetical. The transcript has a single exon. Gene Ontology annotation, molecular function: structural constituent of ribosome. Gene Ontology annotation, cellular component: mitochondrial large ribosomal subunit; mitochondrial ribosome. Lineage: Eukaryota; Euglenozoa; Kinetoplastea; Trypanosomatida; Trypanosomatidae. The coding region runs from base 1 to 1443 and encodes 480 amino acids. Gene Ontology annotation, biological process: mitochondrial translation. The record is from RefSeq and is a predicted model, not a curated record.
AUGCGGCGCUCUGCGCGGCGUGCCAACGUGGCGGCGCUGUACGAGUUUGUCGAUGGAAACUUCCUGAACAACAAGCGGCCGGCCAUCCCUGGUGGGGCUUGGCCACUGGAAUGCUUGCGCCGCAAGAGCCUUGCGGAUCUGCAGCAGGUAUGGCUGUCAUUGCUGAAGGAGCGCAACAUGCUGAGCACCAUCAGAGAGCACUACCUGAAGCACCAGGAAGAGCUGGGGGCGAUGCCGGCGCCGUCGCGACUGAAGAUGGUGGAGGACUCGAUGGAGAAUGUGAAGAGGGUAGUGAAGGAGCGCGACGCGGAGGCGACAGCCGAGGCGGUGCGCAUCUUCCAGGAGCGUCUCGCCAAAGGCAUCUACCGCUACCCACCGGGGCCGCCACCCCCGCCCGGGGCCCACUGCUCGAUGUGUACGGUGAAGCUGGUGCUGAGCCGCCGCGUCGACGAAGAGCGGCUGCGGGAGUUGCUUGGACGCUUCGACGUGUUCGAGGAGCACAAGGGCAUUGUGGCCCUCACGAUGCAGCUGCCCGAGGAGGUCCUGGCGAAGAAGCGCGACGCGGAGCAGCUGUGGCAACAGUACAUGACAGAGCGGCGCGAUGUAGAGGAGUACUAUAAGUGGCCUGGCAGCAGCACGGGAGGUGCCGAGUCGGCGAGCGUGUACGACUACACAGUGGUAGAGCUUGCCCCGGGGGUGUACAGUGGACACCGUGGCACAUCGGCUGCCGAGUCGAACGGCAAGGACGACGGCAACGCGGUUGCCCACGACGUCGUCCAGGCAGCGCAGCUACCGGUGCCGCCCCCCAAGACGCGACCCCCGCCCCCACGCAGCCCGCUCGAGCAUAUCAAGUACCAGCAGCGCUCUGUCCUCAGCAAGACAGUCAUUCAGCUCGGCUAUUUCCCCAACAUCACGACCACGCCGCCGCAGUACACCAAAGUGGAUGAUGUGCCGCGUCCUGUACACCCAGACGAAAUCGAGGGCCCGUGGGAGGUGCGGGUCACCUACGAUGCAAAGGAUGGACUGGCCUAUGUGCAGUCUCUUGGCCUGACGUCCAUCGACGGAGCAGUCGUGCUCUCAGUGGAGGAGGAAGUCCCCGCCACAGCGCAGCCGUACGCCGCCGUAGACCCGGUCUACCAGGAGGCCGUCCGCCGCGAGAUGGCGCAGGAGGAGACGCUGAUGAAGUGGCCGAACGUGCCGGAGUGGAAGUAUCAGUACGACCUCUACACCAAGAAGAACCUUGCGCAGGUGGUCCAGUACAACUACUCCAACGUGGUCGACUACAUCGACCGCGAGGUGCUCUUAACCGGCCGCUCUGUCUGGGAGUCGCCGAUCGACAUCGACCCCACGUGCGGCGGCAUGAAGUCGGUACCGGCGCAUGCGAAGAAGCCAAAACGCUACAUGACACAUGGCCUGAGCGAGGUAGGGGUGACCGAUAUUUAG